Molecule: messenger RNA, 2818 nt
Organism: Xyrauchen texanus (razorback sucker)
Lineage: Eukaryota; Metazoa; Chordata; Actinopteri; Cypriniformes; Catostomidae
Product: erythropoietin
Exons: 5
Coding region: 216-767 (183 amino acids)
Biological process (GO): nucleate erythrocyte development
Cellular component (GO): extracellular region
Molecular function (GO): hormone activity; erythropoietin receptor binding; cytokine activity
Source: RefSeq, a predicted model, not a curated record
GAUGCAAAGCCCUGGGUCGCUGUACGUGGGAAGGGACUAUGUCAAUGUAUUUGAUCCUGUGUGCUUCUCACGGAGAGUACUUGGAUGCAGCGCGCAGAGCUGGAUGCGUCUAUGUUCCAGUCUGUCGAUGUCUUUUGUACAACUAGUUGAGCUGUCUUUGCACGAGAGUUGUCGUUUCUAAUCAUGUUUUUGAAAAAUGCCAAGUUGCUUUGCGAAUGUUUCACAGUUCAGGACUCUUUGCCUUACUGCUGAUGGUGCUGGUGUGGACACAUCUUGGCCUGUCCUCCCCAUUACGCCCCAUCUGCGACCUGCGCGUCCUCGACCAUUUCAUCAAGGAGGCCUGGGAUGCAGAAGCUGCCAUGAAAGCUUGUAAGGAUGAUUGCAGUGUUGCAACAAACCUCACUGUUCCUCUGACUAGAGUUGAUUUUGAUGUGUGGGAAGCCAUGAAUAUAGAGGAGCAAGCUCAGGAGGUCCAGUCAGGCUUGCAGGUGCUGAACCAGGCCAUCAGCUCAUUACAGUCAUCUAAUCAGACUGAUGUGCUACACUCCCACAUAGAUGCCAGUAUUAGAAACAUUGCCAGCAUCAGACAGGUGCUGCGAAGUCUCAGCAUACCGGAAUAUGUGCCUCCAACUAGUGGUGAAGACGCCCAGGAGACCCAGAAAGUAUCCUCGAUCUUAGAGGUGUUUCAGGUCCACAUCAACUUUCUGCGUGGAAAAGUGCGCCUUCUGCUUGCGAAUGCACCUGUCUGCCAUCAAGGUGUCAGCUGAUAGAAACUUAAGGGCAAGGGCCAAGUUAAUUGGAGAUCAUCAUAUCAGGAGGCAGGAUAUGGACUAUUACUGAGAUUAACUUAUGGGAAAUGAUAGAGUCACAAAGGAUAUUUCGCGAAAGUUUGAAGAAAUGAUCGCGAGCUGAAGCACUUUGAAAGAUUACAUCAUAAGGGGAAAUCUCACCACACUCUACAUUCUCCAGAAUGCUAUGCGCCCCUAUGGCAUUAUUAAAGCUUUCUACCUGCAUUAACUGGCAAAAUCAACCAAAAGGAAAAACAAAUGCAAGAAAUCACUCCUCUUUCCCUACAUGACUGCACUGAUUGCCCAGCACAACUGAGAAUGUUUAUCGCAGACUCUUUAAAAGUUUAUUUUUUAUUUUUUUUAUCGCUUAUUACAUUGUCAUUAUUUAUACAGAUUUGUUUCUUAGAGUUGGAGUCACUGGCUUUUGCAGACUCGUCUCUGAAGUAAUUCUUUUCCUCCAUCUACCAUGGCCUCAAGCACCACCAAAUGUUGAACUUUUGAUAGUGAAGAGUAUUUAUCAAUGUUAAUUAUGCACCAGGUUUUAUAUUCAUUUCAGUGUAUAUGAGUGUAAAUGCGUAUGUAUGUGUGUCUGUCUUUUGAGAAUGCUGCUGGGAAUGAUUAAUGGUCAGGGGAAAACAUUUUGUAAUGCUGAAUUGUUACGGGUCUGUUGGGGUUAAAAGGAGGAAGGACUAGAUUGCUGCUCGUGUUGGGAGAAUUGGAAGUUUCGUGAGAGCUGAUGAGGCUCUGUGAUAAUUAUCGCUGCUCACGUCUGAAUUUUGUUGAAGAACACUGUCUUUUGCCGAUAACAGCACUGCCAGGAAAAAUAUUGAUUAGUGUGUGACGAACAUCCUGCCUCACUUCCACUUUACUCACGAUGCUGCAUACUUGCCUUUGGGAAAUGAUCGUAAGGUUGACAUUUUGUUUCAUUUUUUCUUUUCUUUUUUGCUAAUUCUUGUUUAAUGUUUUUUCUAAAUACCCUGUUUGUUUUUGUUUUUUUUACAUCUGUCAAUCAGUCACUGCCGGAAUGCAACAAAGUAUGUUUUAUCUGUUUUUUCCUGUUAUUUUGCUUUUAUUUUCGUUUCUUUCCUCAAAACAUCAUUUGGUAUUCAUUUACAAAGUAUUAUUCUUAGUAAAUAAAAAAAAAUUGAACUUUAAAAACAAGGAGAGGAAGUUUGCCUUUUUUAUCUCUCAUGAGAUUCAUGCAAUACACUUCUGCCAUUCUGUAAAUAUAUGUGAUUCCAAGGUGAGUUUUAGAAGUGAAAACAAAAACUUUUAUAGGUAUGGUAGUAAGAAAUUUAGGCAUUUAUUAUGCCAAAGCCAUAAAUUGAUAAAAAAUGAGCACCACAUUUUUGUCUUGUUUUGUUUCUCUAUUCUUCUACAACCCCAAUUCCCCAAAAGUUGGGACAAUAUGCAAAAUGCCAAUAAAACAAAAAGGAGUGAUUUGUUAAUGUACUUUAACAUGUUUUCAAACUGUUUUUUUUUUUUUUUUUGCUGUUGUUGUUGAAAAAAACAGCUUUUGUAUUCUCUGAGCCAAAGAAAAAAGUGCCAUCCAAGCUGUCAUCAGCACCAAGUCAAAAAGCCAGUGUCUGUCAUGGUAUGGGGUGAGUCAGUGCCAAUGCAUGGGUAACUUGCACAUCUGUGAGCACACCAUUAAAGCUGAAAUAUGUACAGUAUGUAGGCUACACAUUUUGGAGCAGCUAAUGCUGCCCUCCAGGUGGUGCGUUUUCCAGCAAAACAAUACCAAACCACAUACUACUACCCUGAUUACAUGGCUGUGUGAGCAGAGAGAGUGGGUGCUAGAUUGACCUAGGAUUGAGAAUGUGUUGUGCAUUAUGAACCACAAAAUAAGGCAAUAAAGGCCCCUUAUAACUGUGCAGCUGAAAACCUGCAGAAUGGAUGAAUGGGGCAAAAUUCUGCUUGCUAAACUUGUGUCUUCAGUGCCCAAAUUCUUAAAAAUGUUAUCAAAUAAAUUAUGUUACACAGAGGUAAACACUCGACUGUCCCAACUUUUUUGGAGCAUAUUGCAAUCA